CCUUAUUUUGUGGGAAGAAGUUUAGGGAUAAAUGACAUUUUUAAUUUGAAUAAUGACAAUAAGGGAUCGCUGAUCUUAAAGAAAUAAGAGAAAAGAAAAAAAAGAAGAAGAAGGGAAUGAGAAUGAUGCAGAAAGAGAGAACCUUUGUCUAAUUGAUUUCAACUCUCUAUCUCUCUCUCUUUCUGUGUCUCUCUCCCUUUCCAAAUUAUUGCAGAACGCCUUUAACAUCUCACGUAGAUUUUCGAUUUUAUGAUCCCACAUUCUAAAGAUUGAAUUGGGUUUUCUGCUUUCAGUUUUUGGUGGAUGCAUCAAAAAAGUUGUUCGUACUAGGAUCCCAAUUGGAUUUUGUUUCCUUAUUAAAAAGAAAUCCAAUUGGUUUUUUUAAUUUAUGAAAUUUGAUGGUUCCCUACGUGAGCAAUGUUGCGAUCCCAAAUCGCCGGAGGCUAUAUCAAGUUUGGCCCGGAAGAAAUAAAUUCUUUUGCGGAGGGAGAUUGAUAUUUGGUCCAGAUGUUGGUUCACUAUUUCUAUCCAUGUUUCUAAUAGCCGGUCCAGCAAUAACCUUCUGUGUUCAAAUGAGCCUAAAAAUCUUAAAACAUGCGGAGGCUGAAGUCAAGCAUGGAACUAAUCAUCAUAUCCUCACACUUUGGGUUCCAGCAGUACUUGUGGCAUUAUUCCUCACAGUGAUGGAUAUGGUGUUUCUCUUGUUAACAUCGAGCAGAGAUCCAGGCAUAAUACCGAGAAAUCCACAGCCACUCGAAUGCGAUGAAGCAUUCGAUGUCACAACUCCUUCUAUGGAAUGGAUCAGUGGAAAGGGAGCACCAAACUUAAGAAUUCCCCGAACAAAGGAUGUUACGGUAAAUGGUUUCACAGUAAAAGUAAAAUACUGUGAAACUUGCUUGCUUUAUCGUCCACCCCGUGCUUCUCAUUGUUCAGUCUGUAACAAUUGCGUUCAGAAGUUUGAUCAUCACUGUCCUUGGGUUGGUCAGUGUAUUGGACUACGUAACUAUCGAUUCUUUUUCAUGUUUAUAACUUCGUCGACUUUGCUUUGCAUUUAUGUUUUCACCUUCUCAUGGCUGAACGUAAUAGAAGGGAAGAAAAAUCAUGCGAAUUCUAUUUGGAAGUCACUUGCAGAUGAGGCUUUAUCACUUGCCCUCAUUAUCUACACUUUCAUAGCAGUCUGGUUUGUUGGUGGGCUCACAGUCUUGCAUCUUUAUCUGAUCAGCACUAAUCAGACAACUUACGAAAACUUUCGCUAUCGAUAUGAUAAGAGGGAGAAUCCAUUCAACAAAGGAACAUUGGGAAAUUUCAAACACGCGUUCUUCUCGAAAGCGAUACCUUCAUUGAACGAUUUCAGAUCAUGGGUUCUCCAAGAAAAUAUAGAAAUUGAAUCUAACACCCCAAAUAGCACGACAGAACUUUUUAUGCCGGACGAAAUGUUGGACUUGGAAAUGGGAAGAAAACAAGAAUACGAUCAGUCAUCAAUGCCUGACAUAUUAAAAAAAUUAGACUACAGUGCUAUUGAAGAGAACCUGAAGGGAAAUGGUGCAAGGAGCAGGGAUGAUGAUAGUAUUCCUUUUGCAUUUCCUGUUCUUGAAGGAGUUAAUGUUGUUGAUGAAAGUAUUGGCGAAGGAUGCUUUUUAUGCCGGACGAAAUACUACAGUGCUAUUGAAGAGAACCUGAAGGGAAAUGGUGCAAGGAGCAGGGAUGAUGAUAGUAUUCCUUUUGCAUUUCCUGUUCUUGAAGGAGUUAAUACAACUUACGAAAACUUUCGCUAUCGAUAUGAUAAGAGGGAGAAUCCAUUCAACAAAGGAACAUUGGGAAAUUUCAAACACGCGUUCUUCUCGAAAGCGAUACCUUCAUUGAACGAUUUCAGAUCAUGGGUUCUCCAAGAAAAUAUAGAAAUUGAAUCUAACACCCCAAAUAGCACGACAGAACUUUUUAUGCCGGACGAAAUGUUGGACUUGGAAAUGGGAAGAAAACAAGAAUACGAUCAGUCAUCAAUGCCUGACAUAUUAAAAAAAUUAGACUACAGUGCUAUUGAAGAGAACCUGAAGGGAAAUGGUGCAAGGAGCAGGGACUAUAUUACUAUAUGCUGUCAGCUUGUGAUUGGAGCAAGGAGAUGUGAAGGUUACAUCCAGAUAAUGGAGAGAGUAUUCAGCAAGAGGAUGAAGGAUGAGAUUGAACUGCAUGUAGGCUGUAUUGGAGAGGAUUUAGUUUCUUCCAGAAGCUAA
Molecule: messenger RNA, 2231 nt
Organism: Asparagus officinalis (garden asparagus)
Lineage: Eukaryota; Viridiplantae; Streptophyta; Magnoliopsida; Asparagales; Asparagaceae
Product: probable protein S-acyltransferase 4
Exons: 9
Coding region: 399-2231 (610 amino acids)
Biological process (GO): protein targeting to membrane; peptidyl-L-cysteine S-palmitoylation
Cellular component (GO): endoplasmic reticulum; Golgi apparatus
Molecular function (GO): protein-cysteine S-palmitoyltransferase activity
Source: RefSeq, a predicted model, not a curated record